GUGGAAUGACCAGGCUCUGAUGUUAUGAUGAGCAUUAGAAAAGCUGCUGCUCCUCACUGUGUGCACCCAGACCCAGUUGUACUGACUCAGAAUGAAUUCAUUGGUAGCAUAUGAGGAUUCUGACUCAGAUACUGAAAGUACAGAGGAUGGCAACAUUCCAACAAGAGAAUGUGAUACGCAAGGAUCUACACAUUAUCGUAAGUUACAGUCUCAACCAAAUCAGUUUAAUCAAAGACUAUUUUGUGAGAAACAAGUUAAUCCAGGUUCUCUUGGGAAAAAUGCAAAUAUCAUGGACUCUGUGAAAAAAACCGAGAGCACUACUACCCAAGAUACCUCAGGCAAACAUAUUUUACCCCUGGGAACUGUGAAUGAAUUGGCCUUGGUAAAAUCCAACCUAAACACACAAAAGAGACCAUCACGUGAAGUUGUAUGUAGUCAAGGUGUUGUAAAACCUUAUGUACCUAAACGACUGAGACAGGAACAACUUAUGGCAAAUGAGGAAGAAUGCGGAACAUCAAAUCAGAUGCAUGUGGCUAGGAACAAUGUGGCACAGAACAUGUUCAGGACUUCUGAUUAUCUCAGACCGCACUUGUAUUCACCAUACAAAUCAUCUGAGGUACCUAGAAAUCUAGUGUUCCAGAUGUCUGAACACAAAGGAGCAGUCAACAGAGUCCAGUGGUGUCCAGUACAGCAGUAUAGUCACUUGCUCCUCUCUGCCUCUAUGGACUCAACUUUAAAGAUCUGGGAUGCAGUAGACUCUGGUGUGUGUUUGAGCACGUAUUCCUGUCACAGUGGAGCAGUUAGAGAUGCACAGUGGUCGGAAUGUGGCCAUAAAAUUGGCAGUGGUGGUUUUGAUUCCAUGCUUUAUAUAAUGGAUGUUGAGACAGGAAAGCAUGUUUUUAAGGCAAGAAAUGAAUUUAAGAUCAACACUGUUAGGUUUCGCCCUAAUGAUCCUAAUAUCUUGAUAUGUGGAGGAUUCUUUCCUGCGUUGAAAGCCUGGGAUAUAAGAUCUGAAAAGGUUAUAAGAGUAUACAAAGAUGCUGUUCAACAGCAUUUAUCUCUUCUCUUCCUUCAUGACGGAAAAGAGUUUCUCAGUACUACUGAUGCAGUAAGUCGCGAUUCCGCUGACCGGACAAUCAUAGCAUGGGAUUUUGAAACUGGUGCAAAGAUCUCCAAUCAAAUAUUUCAUGAAAGGUAUACGUGCCCAAGCCUCGCAUUGCAUCCAAGAGAGAGCACGUUUGCUGCACAGACAAAUGGUAAUUACAUAGCUUUGUUUUCAUCCCAGCGACCCUACAAAAUGAACAAGAAAAAGAAAUAUGAAGGACACAAGGUGGAGGGAUAUGCAGUGGGAUGUGAAUUCUCUCCAGACGGAUCUAUAGUAGUAACGGGAAGCUCUGAGGGUACAGUCUACUUCUACAAUUACCAUACAUCCAGGACAUUACGUUCACUUCAGGCUGACCGAAACGCGUGUAUCAGUGUCACUUUCCAUCCAGUUCUUCCAUCUCUUCUUGCGGCAUCAUAUUGGGACGGUUGCAUCAGAGUUUGGCAGUAAAAGGGCCAUAGGUACUAUGCUUCUGAGCAUGUUACUGCUGGUCUUUAUGGAACUCCUUCACUGUGCACUAUACAAUAUUUUCUUGUACAUAAAUAUGAACUGUUUAUAUCAUU
Messenger RNA from Bombina bombina (fire-bellied toad), 1665 nucleotides. It is a transcript of the gene WDR25, whose product is annotated as WD repeat domain 25. The transcript is spliced from 7 exons. Bases 92 to 1552 code for a protein of 486 amino acids. NCBI's taxonomy places the organism in Eukaryota, Metazoa, Chordata, Amphibia, Anura, Bombinatoridae. Gene Ontology annotation, molecular function: protein binding. The record is from RefSeq and is a predicted model, not a curated record.